UUGAAAUCAGUGGAAAAGUUAAAAUGAGCUAUCAUUGCGGCCGAGCUGGCAGUCUCGGCUGCCUUGCAGCUUUGAGUGGUUUACCAGGCUUACUUCCUUUAACUCUGUGGUCUUUGCUUAAAAAGGAACUCCGAAAGAAAUUUUUGGUUAAAUUUGGCCCAGAGUUCAAGUUCUGCAAAUACAGAGAAGAAAGUCAAAGUAUUUCAGACAACAGUGUAUUUGCGACAUGGUAUUUUGCAGCGUUGCAUUCAUGCUGGUAUUGGAAAAUGCGUUUAUGCUCUCAUAAUCCUCGUUUUUUAUUUACUACCGAUUAAAAGAAAAAAAAGUGAACUGAUGUCCUCUGUAGUAGACUUAACAAAAUGUUUACAGUUUUUGAUUUGAAGUCCUUACCCACAGCCUUACUGUGUAUCAUUGGAAAAAUCAUUUAGCCUGUAUGUGCCGGAGUUUACCAUAAGGAUAAUAGUACCUUUGUACUGCAAAGAAAUAGUGUAAUUUGCUUAGAAAGGUUGCCGAGUGCUCAACUUCUUUUAAAAGCUGUAGCUGAAUACAAAGCAACAAUCUACUUGGGAUUAUAUUCCUAACGUGCCUUCCUAACGUGCCGUUAGAAAUUUAAGGUGCUAUAGUCUGUGGCAACUGCUUGUCCCUCCUAGAUGUUAGAAAUUUAAGGUGCUAUAGUCUGUGGCAACUGCUUGUCCCUCCUAGUGAAUCAUCGUGGUAGCUUGGAUCUGUGUUGCUACCGUUGUCUUUCUAGGUGAAAUUUAGAGUAUGGUGUUGACCAGUGGAGUCUUGCCUGGCUUGGUAUCUUCCCUGAGAGGUUACCCUGGACAAUAUCUCAGUAGCCAAGAAGCAGCGUUGGAUGUUUAGAUUUCUGAUGCUCUUUGUCUAUAUGUAUAUAUGAGACUACUGACUGUCAAACGCUUCAUACUGCCAACCGGUUUUUGGCAUCCUGUGUUUGCAUUCCUGCAUUUCAGCUGAGCUUUGAGAAGGCUAUAAAUGUAGCAAUUCUGUAAUGCAGCUGACAGCCACUUUCUUCCUUGCUGGGUUCCUCUGCUUGAUCAUUGCCAAGAAAGAAUAUUUGAGAGGCGGUGGCAGCUGGGUAUGCAGUGGGAUGAAACAGGGGUCCCGUCUUGUUCCAGGAUGUUUUCGUCUGCUUUCAAGAGCUUUAAAGUUAUGUUUAAUGUCUAAAACUAGUGUAUUCAAGCCCAUUUCUCAUGGUACUCUGUUUUAGCGUUUUCCAUACGUAAUCAAAUUUGAGUCUGGAUCCUAUGGAUGCAGCCGGCACAGAGUUCUCUUGGUCCUAUAGACUCCAUGGGGCUAUAUAGACCCCAAAGCAUUGCAAUAAAUGAUCAGGGUCUAAAUAGUUUUUCAUUAUAGGAAAAUCUAAUUAUGGGAGUGUUAACCUUUUGGGGGAGCUAUUCAAGUCAAAAGUGUCAGCUAGCACUCAGAUCUAGAGAUGCAUUGAAUAUCUGGUAAGAAGUCAGUUUAUGCUGCAAAACAUCCUUGGAAGCUAGGGAAACUUUGGUACCUUCAUUUUCUAUAUGGAGAAAAUGAAAUGCAGAGUGAUAAGGUGACUUGCUCAUAAUUGCAUGGAAAAGUUUUGAACCAGAGUUAGAGUUACUCCCUUAUAAUGCCAUCCAGUACUCUUAAACAGAGAGAAUUUUUUCCCCUAUCAUUUUGUUUUAAUUUAUAGGCUGGAAAUAUUAUUUUCAUUUUUCUCAUUAUGUUUUUUAUGUUUUUGUUUCUAGGUUAAAGUGAAAAUACCUUUUGGAAACAAAUGUCUGGAUGCUAUUUUUUCUGUCCCAGAGAAGGAAUUAACACACGGAGUGAUUCUUACCCAUGGAGCUGGAGGAGAUAUGAAUUUCCCUCAUUUAGUUUCUUUGGCAGCCUAUCUUGCAUCCCAUGGAGUUCUGUGCCUGCGAUUUACUUGUAAAGGCCUUAACGUUGCUUAUAGGGCUAAAGCAUAUAAAACAGUUGUGGAAUACUUAAAGCUUUCUGAUGAUUAUAAACUUUCAGGUGUCUUCCUUGCAGGCCGUUCCAUGGGCUCACGAGCUGCUGCCUCAGUGAUACGUCAGCUUAGCCAGGAUGGUGAUGAUGACUUCAUUCAAGGCCUAGUAUGUUUAUCUUACCCAUUGCAUCGACCAAAACUUCAGUCCACGCUCCGGGAUGAGGAUUUAUUAUUCAUCAGGUGUCCAGUGCUAUUUGUCUCAGGAUCAGCAGAUGAGAUGUGUGAAAAACAAUUGUUAGAAGGUGUGGCAAGCAAAAUGAAAGCUUCUAAAAAAAUCCAUUGGAUUGAUAAAGCAAACCAUGGGAUGGCAGUCAAAGGACGAACAACAGAUGAUAUAAUGGAAGAAAUAAACACACAGGUUUUUUCUUGGCUCAGAGAAAACAUUGAACUGGAGCACAAAUGAUUAUCAAUUGUUAAGGAAAUGUUAACCUAAGAUAUUACUAAAUAUAGCAGAUUAGAGUUUGUUAUUUCUGAGAGACAGAUUCUUGAAAACAAAUAUUUUCAGAGUGGUCUAAGUGUAAAUACAAGCAUAACUUUGUAUGAAUGUAAAAAUUAUGUAAAAUAAUAAAGAACUAUUUUUAAAGGAAAGACACAAUAUUCAGCACUGGGCCACCAUUCUCUUCUAUAUCUCCAUGCAAAUGCCUGUAUACAGUUAUUGAUCUGCACUACCAAGUAAAUGUGUUUUGACUAAUAUUCAGAGUAAUAUCCUGGGGGAAAAAAUCUAUUUUGAAGCCUCUGAAUUUUUAGGUGUAUUUUAUU
Struthio camelus australis is the source of this 2764-nucleotide messenger RNA. The record is from RefSeq and is a predicted model, not a curated record. Lineage: Eukaryota; Metazoa; Chordata; Aves; Struthioniformes; Struthionidae.